AUGGAUAAUGUUUCAAGUAUAGAUACUGUCUUAACUCUGAUAGGGAUAAGUGGUACACAGAGGUACAGAGCCACUCUGUUUUUUCUAACAUUAUUGUGCUACUGUGUGAUCUGGCUGGUAAAUUUGGUGAUUAUUGUGAUAAUUAUUGUCGAUAAGAGCCUUCAUGAACCCAUGUAUAUUUUCCUGUGUAAUAUGUGCAUCAACACUCUUUAUGGCACCGCAGGAUUUUACCCCAAAUUCCUCAUGGACCUCCUGUCUUCGUCUUAUGUCAUUUCUUAUGCUGGAUGUCUUCUGCAGGGGUUUGUGCUUCACUCCUCAUCCUCAGCUGAUUCGACUACUCUAGCAUUAAUGGCUUAUGACAGAUAUGUGGCGAUAUGUCGACCUCUGGUGUACCACUCUGUGAUGACUAAACAAAGAAUUUGUGUACUUCUGUUUUUUGCUUGGCUUAUACCUUUUUACUUAUUGUUAACAAGUACAGUUACAACAAUAACAUCCACUACAAGGAUAUGUGGCUCACACAUACCAAGAAUCUACUGUAUUAACUACUGGGUUGGUGAACUUGCAUGUCAGGCCUCUAUAACAAAUGUUAUCAUUCCAGCUUUUAAUUAUACUUUUUACAUUACCCUUGUUCUUUUUGUUAUUUGGACGUACAUAUAUAUGAUCAAAACGUGCAUCAAAUCUAAAGAAAACAGGCAGAAAUUUAUGGCGACAUGUGUACCACAUUUCUUCUGCUUAAUUAUUUUUACUUUCUCUCUGUUUUUUGAUCUAGUGUACAUUAGAUUCAGCACAAAACAUAUAUCACAGAGUGUAAAGAACUUUUUGGCGCUAGAAUUUAUCUUUUUUCCUCCAAUCAUUAAUCCGCUCAUAUACGGCUAUAAACUGACCCGAAUAAGAAACAAAAUUACACAAUUUCUUUGCUGUAAACAUGAGACUUCUAGACUGAAGUGA
This is a messenger RNA of Sphaeramia orbicularis (orbiculate cardinalfish), 948 nucleotides long. Its product is annotated as olfactory receptor 4P4-like. The record is from RefSeq and is a predicted model, not a curated record. Bases 1 to 948 code for a protein of 315 amino acids. Gene Ontology annotation, molecular function: odorant binding; G protein-coupled receptor activity; olfactory receptor activity. Gene Ontology annotation, cellular component: membrane. Gene Ontology annotation, biological process: G protein-coupled receptor signaling pathway; detection of chemical stimulus involved in sensory perception of smell. Lineage: Eukaryota; Metazoa; Chordata; Actinopteri; Kurtiformes; Apogonidae. The transcript has a single exon.